AUGGUUGGCGAGCGCGGGAAAAUUCAGAUCCUUUUGGCGCCACAUAAUCCCAGAUCUCUUAAGAUCGGCAUGGAAGGCUUAUCGGCCAUUUGCGCCGGUAUCGGAACUGUCGAAGAGGAUGAUAAUGGCAAUCGGAUCGGCUACACCAAGGGCGAGUAUUGUUUAGAUAAUUUGAAAGAUUUGUUGAGGUUUCUGAGGCGGGAUGAUCCACAGUCCAGAGAAGUGUUCAAGCAAGUUUGCAAAUGGAAUAUUGUCGGCAAGGAUUUGAUACCUAUCAUCGAACACUGCCAGGACGAUCGUAAUUUGGUGCUGAAUGCAGUGAAGGUUUUAGUAUUCCUGACUAUGCCUGUUGAGCCCACAUCCAAUGACAUAGCCCAACAAAUAGAGUAUCUUUGGGCCUUGAAGUCUUCAAUUACAUGCAGUGACACCGUUCCAGUGAUUGUCUCACUUCUAGAGAGUCCACUGGAAAAUUUAGAGCGUGAGGCAUUUACAGAGGAUAACUGGAAAUUAGUCCAGCUGGUGCUUACUUUAUUUCGCAACAUUCUUGCUGUCCAAGACAUACCUGUGCAUCAGCAGGCUGGGGGAUCUGCCACACAAUUCUUAUCCCUCAGAGAUCAGUUUCUAGAACUAAUGUUCCGUGAGAAUGUAAUGGAUUUGAUAUUAGUUCUGACACAGCAUAUUGGCGGUUCUUUUGGCUAUCUCCGUCAAGACAACUUGCUUUUACUGGAAACAUUUCAUUACAUAUUUAUGGGCCAAGAGCCAGAGUUUAUUGCCAAAGCAAAUUACAAGGGCUUGAAGGUGGAUGGGGAUGCCAAAACUUCCAUCAACAGUCUUAGGUCCAUUAUGGAGCAAGAAGAAGAAAAGAGAAAGCUCAUCAGAAUGCGUAAUCUGGGUUUUCACACACAAUUUAGGGGAACAUUUACUUGGGUAACCAUGGAUGGUUCUAAAACAUUAUUUAAGGGAAACCCUUGUUCUGCUUCUCGUGAUGCACUUUUCAAGUGUCAAACGGUCCAUCGAGGCCCAUUGAAGAGAACAGUGUGGGACUAUGGAAAAUUACCAUCAACAAAGGACAAUAUUCUCGAACUGCUCCAUGGUUUUGUUAAUCAACUUCUCUCAGGGGGUUAUAAUGUAUUAAUGCAGUCCAUUCGCGAGGACAUUGAAAAGGAACAUCAUAUAAUCCAGAACAGCGACAUUGUUAUUUUUUUUCAGGUUGCUCAAUUUGUUACAUCCUUUCAGUAUUACAAAUCCUUGUUCCUUAAGCCUAACCAAGAAGAUGACCCAGUUGAAGCUUCUGUCAAUCAUCAUGCUGAUAACACAUUGUUUAAAGGCAACAUAUGUGGACCAAUUGCUGCAUCAAUGAAUGAAUCAAUGUUUCUAUUAGUCGUUUCAAAGUGGCGUUAUGCAUAUGAAAGCUUGAAGGAGACAAGUGACUAUAAAUUUGUAUCUGCAGCAGAGUCUCUUAUGAAAAUCAUGAUUCGCAUGUUGGAUUUAGUGCUAAAGGUAUCUCCAGAAGAUUGUAAAGAGCCCCAAACAGCUCGUAUCCUUCUUUACAAGUUAUUUUAUGAUCAAACAGAAGAAGGCAUGACUCAGUUCCUUUUGAAUCAGAUCAAAUCAUUUGAUACUCACAAACAAGCCAAAAGUGAUCUUGCUGACUUGGUAGAAACGGUGCAUGUAGUUAUAAGGCUUAUGGAGAACCUUCAAGCUCGCGGCACAUUAAGGGUUUCUCGAAAGUCAAGGAAGAAGAGGUCAAAGAAAAUGUUGCAUGAGAAGGCUGAUAACAUUGAUCAACCAGAUGCAGAUCAUGCCUCCAUCCAAAAAGAUAUUGGUAGCUCUGGUUGUGAACAGUUUGCACAUUCAAACAUGUUGACUAGUGAGAAGCUAACGAAUCAAAGUUCUGAUGCAAAAAGAGAGGACAUCUCAAUACCUGUCCAAGUUGACAAUCCUGAAGCAUAUGAGCUAGAAACGCAUGAUCAUGAAAGCAAUUUGCCUGAGAUGAAAAAUAGGUCUGAUCAAAAUUGUAAUGAUCUUUCUGAUGGAAUUGGUGAUUCUUCCAGUGAUGAGCAGUUGGCUGCAACUGAUGAAGUCGAUUUUAAGGUAUCUACUUUGGUUUCUGCACUUGCAAACAAUUCAAUUAUUCAAAAAUUAUGUUGGCUGCUGAAGUUUUACAAGAGCAACUCUGUAAGUGCAAACCACUAUAUUAUAUGCAUGUUGCGUAGAAUUUGUGAUGAUCUGGAGCUUUCGCCAAUGCUAUAUCAGUUAUCACUUCUAAAUACAUUCUACAAUAUCCUGGAUGAGCAGAAGUCAAGUCCAUGCAAGGAAUAUGAGAAUAUAGUUUCAUUUCUGACAACCUUGGUUAGGAGAAUGCUCAGGAAAAUGAAGAGUCAACCUCUUCUUUUUGUGGAAGUGCUUUUCUGGAAGACACGUAAAGAAUGCCACUAUAUCAACUGUGAAUCUUUAUUACAUGAAGUUGGAAACUUGAAGAGGGAAAGUAAAAGGUGGGAAAGUGUCUCUAAAGAUGGAGAAAUUGGCUCAACCCAAGGGAAAGGAUGGGCCCAUAGAAAUAUAGCAGAUGCGCUUGGCGAUGAUGAAGCCGACUUUGUUCUCUCGCAUGAAAAGAUAGACACAGAGAACCCUGUUGCUGAAGACCUCAGUUCAGAUGGAAAAGUUUCACAAGUUCAGCAUACCAAAAAGCUUAGAAAGCUUGGACCAAAAGUCCUGUCAAUUAAAAGGAUGCUUCAAGCUGGAUGCUCUAAUCAAAGUGGGGAAGAAGAAGAGGCAUUGGGAAAUGAGAAUGAUUUUCCUAACAAGAGUGAAUUGAAGGAAAGUUCUGAACUCAGGAAACCUCUCCACACUAGAAAACGAGUACGUGCUUUUAGCGAAGAUCAGGAAAUUAUGAUCAAAACUUUGUUUGAGCAGUUUAAGGAUCACAAGAGGUGCAGUCACAUGAUUGCAAAUGCCCUGGAUGCUGAUGGCACAUUCACAGCAGCACAAAUAUCACGCAAACUUAGGCAGCUUGGCCUUCGUGUUCCUCGGAAGAGAAAAUCUGAAGUCAACAUGCAUUUAAGAGAUGAAGAUGUUAUCAACUCAUCUGCAGAAAAAGGAGAAGAAUCUGAUGAUGAGACACUAUUAUCUCUGAUAAAAAGAAGCAAAAGAAAAAAGAAUGGAAGAGAUAUUGAGGAUGCAACUGACAAGUCAAUUGAAGGAAAUUUGUCAGGGGACAAUUCUGGCGGUGAACUUCCAGGGUCUUGUUUGGGGGAUGGACACGAACGUGGCAUUCAUGUUACCGAAUUUGAUGAUGCUAGUCUCAACCAUGCCGCCCAUGGAGAAGCUGAACAACCAAGCAGCGUCAACAAUGUAAAGCAAGAAGCAUCAAAUGAUAUCCCACCCGAGGAUUUACAGGAUCAGUUGAUGUAUCUUGAGGAUGAUAUGUCGAAUGAUGCGACUCCUGUUGCAUCUCACCAAGUGGCCAUACCAAGGAGAAAGCUGAGGGUGAUUGAUUUUGAGGAUGAUGAAUAGAGAGCUGUAUCAAUGGCUGGUGUUUUGCCAUGUCUGUAUAUUUUAUUUUGGCUUAGAAAAACGAACAAAUAGUGUGCAGAUCUAACUGUUUGCAAUUUUGGCUGAAGGUGCCGGAAAAAAAAAGUUCCCGCGACGGAGCCAGCUUGUAUUGUGGAACGAUGCCAGUUCAUUUCGGCUACUGGUCCUAUUGGCGCCCUAAUUUC
Molecule: messenger RNA, 3719 nt
Organism: Diospyros lotus (date-plum)
Lineage: Eukaryota; Viridiplantae; Streptophyta; Magnoliopsida; Ericales; Ebenaceae
Exons: 19
Coding region: 1-3516 (1171 amino acids)
Biological process (GO): DNA replication checkpoint signaling; replication fork arrest; DNA repair
Cellular component (GO): replication fork protection complex
Molecular function (GO): DNA binding
Source: RefSeq, a predicted model, not a curated record